Molecule: messenger RNA, 3092 nt
Organism: Magallana angulata
Lineage: Eukaryota; Metazoa; Mollusca; Bivalvia; Ostreida; Ostreidae
Product: rhodopsin-like
Exons: 2
Coding region: 62-1114 (350 amino acids)
Biological process (GO): G protein-coupled receptor signaling pathway
Cellular component (GO): plasma membrane
Molecular function (GO): G protein-coupled receptor activity
Source: RefSeq, a predicted model, not a curated record
CUUUGUCUUACUACAUAGACCAAAUUUGGACCAUUACCAGAUCAAUUAUAAUCCUUGAAAGAUGGAUUAUCUACAUUCGCCUUUCGAAUUAUCGCAACCACCAGACAACAUACAUUGGAGGGAAGAACGGGCACCGCUAGGGGCGCUAUGUUAUCUCCUAAACAUCAUAGGAAUUGUCGGCAACACCGUAGUCUUGUACAUAUUUCUAACGCGCAUGCCGGCCUCAAACUACAGAGUGUUCGUUAUGUCUCUAUCAGGUCUAGAUCUUUCUAUGUGUAUCGAUCACAUUAUUAAAGAAUUAAAUAGAAUGUUCAUUAUCUAUCGACAAUUUGAGGACGUGUUACAAACACAUAUUUGUGCAAUGGGUAACUACAUAGGUUACUUAGCAGGAGUCCCUGCUCUCCUUAUUGUUACUUUCAUUGCAUUUGAGAGAUACAGAAAAAUUUGUACCCCGUUCAAGCCCCAAAUCACUAUCAAGCGUUCAAAAAUUAUGUGCAUUGUUUCCAUUUUGCUGUCUAUUCCAAUAGUGUCCCCUGUCUAUGAAAUAUACGGGGUGAGGUUUGUCAAGGUAGAUAACAUCACGGCAACAAGAUGCGAUACUAAAAACAAGUAUGACUAUUCGGUACUACCUUUUGUAUUUCCUCUCUUCACGUUUAUAUCUGUUUCGUUCAAUAUUGUUGCUAUAUUAAUAUUUCAAAUCAAAAUACGGAAUGCUCUCGUGCAAAAAGUAAAGUCAAAAAUGAGGAUGAAAAAUUUUAAAAACACGACAACAUUAAAAGUUGUCGCGGGAACAGCAAAUCAGGAAGAAGCGAAAAAGCCGCAACCAUCGGUCGAAGACCAGGAAGCGGCCAAGAACAGACGGAUUGCGAUAACUUUUUCCAUUGUUACCUCCAUGCUUGUGAUAAGUUUUGUAACUUUGAAUAUCUUUCAUCUGGCUCAAGGAAUUGAAAGAUACGUGUCUCCAAAUAGGAAAAUCUCUAAAGUCGAAGAUGUUGUGAAUGAAUAUGUUCCGGACGCCAUUAUUCUUAAUGGAAUUCUGAAUCCAUUCGUCUACUUCUUCACUGACAACCAAUUUCGUCAAGAAGUUUUUAAACUGUGUGGUCGAAACAUAUAAUUGUGAAACAUUUCAUGUAUUUAAAUGCUUGGUCUCUAAUAAUCUUAAUUAUUUAGUGUAUGAAGUUUAUUUCAAUAUUUAUAUUUGCUGUAUCAGGAGAGCGAGAUUCACUGGAACAGAAGUAGUUUACUUGAAUAUUGUAAUGUAUAGGCUUAUCAUAAAAUAGUAUAUUGUAAAAUGUAAUUUCAACGGUCAAUAAUCUAACAUUUUUUACUCCCAAAAAAUUUUUCAGUGUUCAGCUAUUAGAAAUAAAACAUCUAGAAUGUUAUUAAUUGAAUUCUUAAUCAAUAAAAAUGCUUGAUAGAAUCAUUCAUUAUUACGAGUGUGGGAUAGUAAAAUUCCACCGAGGGACAAGAUUCAUGGUCUACGACGAGGCUAUGACAUCUUUCUGUGUUAUUGUAAAGAGUGGAAAUUAAAUGUUAAUAUAGAUAAAACAAAAGUAUUAAUUUUUUCCAAAGGACGAAUGUGUAAAAGAGUUUUUUAUUUUAACGAUAGAGUUUUAAAAAUUGUUAAAGAAUUUUGUAUGGCAUAUCACUUUGCUGCUGUGCGUCUCUCUCUGUCUGUCUGUUGGUCGGACGGCCAGUCCACCAACAGUUACCAUUCAUUUUCUUCGCAAUUUGGUAUACAGAUUUAUCUGUAUAAGAUCUAAGCAAAGUUAUUUGUUGGGUAUGAUUGAUCAAUUUUUGACCUUGGAAUUAAAAAAAAAUUCCAAUUAUUUGCAUUUUCUUCUCAGAUGUUAAUCAGGGUUGGCCGGGAAAUACCACUGCUGGGAAUUACUGGUGGUAUAUACCGGUACUUCCCGUCCCGGUCAAUACAACUGUUUUUCACUAAUCUGGGAAAUACUGGGAAAUACAAAUUUAUAAUCUUUAUUUCUUUAAUUUUUUCAAUGCAAAACGUAUGUUCAUGAUAAAAGAUAUUAACAAUAAGCAUAAAAAAUCAAUUUAUCCUACUUUCCCAUUGCACUGCCAGUUAAUGAAUCUUAAAUUCACCAAUCACCUAUUCACAAAGACUUCUAUAGCUGCUAAAGUACAAAUUUAAGUCCAGAUUUUUGAACUUAAAGUUUUCUGUUUUACAGAUUUAUAAUUCAAAGCACAAAAUAAACUGUUAUGAUUACUGUAGGUAUUACAAGUAACAAUUAAAUAAUCACACAUGUUGUUAUAAUAAAUAACACUUAACAGUUUUGUGCUCCUGUUUUGGGGAGAUAUAUACUAUGAGUGAGGCUGAUUGGCUUCUUCUUAGGUGUGUUGCAUAAUGAGGUAGUGACACAGUCACACUUUAUUUUUCAAAAUUUUCUUGCACCAUUUUCACAUUCACCAAAUAACCAGAAAAUGGAACUUUUGAUAACAAGUUUAUGAUAACUGUGUAGAUUCACCUAUACCUGACUAGUCUUAAAAACAAAAUAACAAUGUUGCCAAUGAAUGAACCAUGUUUGGAGUAUUCAUAAGAAGAUAACCAAUGCAUCACUGGGAAGUCAAAACUUGUUAAAAUCAAAGAACAUUAUAAAAUGUCAAAAAGCUGACAAGGUGUACUAUUGUCUACAUCCCUACAGAUUUGAUUAAGACUAAUGUCUAAGUUUGAAGUACUAUAAUAUGUAGUUGUACUUUAUUUCCCAGUAUUUCCUGGGAAAUACCAGUAAUUCCCGGGAAUUACCAUUAUUUCCCACCGUCCUGGGAAAUAUGAGUAUUUCCCGCUUUUUUGCCAACCCUGAGAUGUUUUCAAAGGAGGGGGCAUAAUUGUUUCACAAACAUGUCUUGUUUGUGUGCAAUCGUUCACUUAGGAUUUUCUUUUUAAAAAAUUGUAAACUUUUAGCCUUUCCAGGGUCCAAAUUGAGGGAAAAAAAUCAAUAAGUAAUCUAUUGGUUGAUGUUUGAUAUAGCCAUCUAUAGUAUGUGUGAUACAUUUUAACAUGUAUGGUGUCAUGUAUAUCAAGUUAUUCAUGUACAACUUGUUUAUUAUAUGUAUGACUGGAAGUCAGGUUA